AUGAACCACUGCACUCCUGGGGGAGUGGCAGCGUUGGCGAGACCGUUUUGGCCAGACCGGGGCCAAGGCUCGGCACAACCUCGUGGAAGCCCACCGGCCCUCUGGACGUUGGCAUGUGCGGCCGGGGUGGUGGCAGUAGCGUCGGCCAGGUCGGCGGUGUCGCGACUGGUGCUGGCCAGCGACGACGGGGAGCAGGACGGAGGGGGAGCUGCCGUCAACAAGGUUGGAGCGGCCAUGAUCUCCUUCAUCAAGGCGUACAAGAAGGAGCUGUCGCCUUUGAUCCCUCCGGCGUGCCGCUUCUUGCCGACAUGUUCGGUGUACGGCGUGCAGGCAAUCGAGAAGUUCGGCCCGACGAAGGGGGCGGUGCUGACGGCGUGGCGGUUGAUGCGGUGCAACCCUUUCGCCGGGUACGGGGUCGAUUACCCUCAGUGGCCUCCCCCGGGCUGGUUUGCGGGAGAAAGGUGGUGAAUGCAUCAUGUACUACUGCUGCUGUCGCAAGCGCAACUUUCCGCACGCAGAAUUCAACAGUAUACUUGUACAAAGAAGAGUUAGGGUCACUUGCGGUGGUCGACGACGGGGCGAGGCGUAAAUACUGUCCUACAGCAGUAAUAGCUGUUAGACAAUAGGCUGCGUUUUGGCGACAAUGGGGUCGCCGGUAGUCUGUAUAAUGCGGCACCGAGAGGUGAUGUUCAGGCCCCAACCGUAUAGGCUUUGUUCCACUGCCGUGUGUGUGUUGCUUGCGUAACGGUUGUGAAAAUGUGGUCGCACUUGGGGCGCUUAUGUACGUGUGUGCACCAUUGUUUUGCGUCGUUCUACAAGUACAAAACCCUCACUCGAACCUUCGUCAUUCGUGAAUAACUGGCUGUUGUGUGUUUUGCCUUGCAGCUGUCGGGCAAGAGCACCAUUCAGUGGCAGUCAGGCCUUGCUCGUCUUGUAAUCCUUGUUGCGAUGCCGUUCGUGAACGGCGUUGGAAUCCGAUACAUGUGCUGUGGCGUACGCUGACAAGAUCGCAGCGCAUGAACCUAAUCGAUUCGUUCGUUGUG
This is a messenger RNA of Ectocarpus siliculosus, 1043 nucleotides long. The record is from the annotation of a GenBank genome assembly. Lineage: Eukaryota; Phaeophyceae; Ectocarpales; Ectocarpaceae.